AAACAAUGUCAGUUCAAACAAAAAACAAAAAAACAGAAACAAUGGAGAAAAGAAGGACGGACACGAAAACUGCACUUCACAUACCACGCACAACUUGAGAUUCAACUUUCAACCUCCUUAACUCUCUCUUGUCCAGAUGCGGGAGCUUUCCCGCCAAAUCAAACAACCAGUAACAACCUCACUAACCGAACAGCCAUGGCCGCCCAUCACCAAGCCUCUACAACAUUUCCAUUGAAAUUCGCUUUCUUUAUAGCUUUCAUCUCCCUCUUUCUUCUCCAUUUUCUUAAUUUUUCUAAAAAAACCCUAACCCUAACCCCCCGAAACGAGAUCAAUAGCACCACCAAGUACAUAGUCCGUUUCACGGAAUACAAAAAGGUGGAGCAUCAUCGUCAGUAUUUGGAGUCAAGACUUAAAUCGGCUGGCUGGGAAUGGGUCGAGAGGCGAAAUCCCGCCAUGAAAUACGCGACGGAUUUUGGGUUGGUGGCGAUCGAGGAAUCCCAGAGGGAGAGAUUGAUUCGGGAGAUUGAGAGAUUGGCGAUGGUUAAAGAUGUGAAUGUGGAUUUGAGCUAUAAAAGGGAUAUACUUGGUAGUAAUAGUGGUGGUGCUUUUGUAAAUGGGAAGAAACGACCGGGAAAGAUAUUCACUUCUAUGUCUUUUAAUGAAGGUUAUCCAAUGGCGGCAACCAGUAAUUCUUCGAUUCAUUGGGGACGCCAUCUUUUGAUGCAGAAGUCACAGGUCACUUCCUUGUUUGGGGCAGAUGUUCUUUGGGCGAAAGGCUAUACUGGUGCUAAAGUUAAAAUGGCUAUUUUUGACACAGGAAUUCGAUCUGAUCACCCACAUUUCCGUAAUAUUAAGGAGCGCACAAACUGGACCAAUGAAGAUACUUUGAAUGACAAUCUUGGUCAUGGAACUUUUGUUGCUGGUGUUGUUGCUGGUCAAGAUGCAGAGUGUCUUGGUUUUGCACCUGAUACAGAGAUAUAUGCAUUUCGUGUUUUUACAGAUGCACAGGUAUCCUACACUUCAUGGUUCCUUGAUGCAUUUAACUAUGCUAUUGCCACAAAGAUGGAUGUGUUGAAUUUGAGCAUAGGUGGACCUGAUUACUUGGAUCUGCCAUUCGUUGAGAAGGUAUGGGAAAUAACAGCCAAUAAUAUCAUUAUGGUUUCGGCUAUUGGAAAUGAUGGACCACUUUAUGGAACUUUGAACAACCCAGCAGACCAAAGUGAUGUUAUUGGUGUGGGUGGCAUAGAUUACAGUGAUCACAUGGCCCCAUUCUCAUCUCGUGGCAUGAGCACCUGGGAAAUUCCUCAUGGCUAUGGUCGUGUGAAGCCAGAUGUUGUUGCAUAUGGGCGGGAAAUCAUGGGAUCGAAGAUCAGCACUGGCUGUAAAAGUUUAUCUGGGACUAGUGUAGCAAGUCCUGUGGUUGCUGGUGUGGUAUGCCUGCUUGUCAGUGUCAUCCCUGAAAAUAGUCGUAAGGACGUUCUAAAUCCAGCAAGCAUGAAACAAGCACUAGUUGAAGGAGCUGCUAAGCUUUCUGGUCCUAAUAUGUAUGAGCAAGGUGCAGGAAGAGUUAAUCUGUUAGAAUCAUAUGAAAUCCUAAAGAGCUACCGACCUCGGGCAAGCAUCUUCCCUAGUGUUCUUGAUUUUAUGGAUUGCCCUUAUUCCUGGCCCUUUUGUCGUCAACCACUCUAUGCUGGUGCCAUGCCCAUUAUGUUUAAUGCGACUAUACUGAAUGGAAUGGGUGUCAUCGGCUAUAUUGAAAGUCCACCAACAUGGCAUCCCGUGGAUGAAGAAGGAAAUCUUCUAAGCAUUCACUUUACUUAUUCAGAAGUCAUUUGGCCUUGGACUGGUUAUUUAGCACUCCACAUGCAAAUAAAGGAAGAAGGUGCUCAGUUCUCUGGAGAGAUUGAAGGCAAUGUAACUCUUAGGGUAUACAGUCCUCCGGCUCCAGGUGAGAAGGGCCGUCGAAGUAGCACUUGUGUGUUGCAACUAAAAUUGAAGGUGGUUCCAACUCCAGCAAGAUCAAAGCGGGUUCUGUGGGAUCAAUUUCACAGCAUCAAAUAUCCUCCUGGAUAUAUUCCAAGAGACUCUUUGGACGUUCGCAAUGAUAUUCUUGAUUGGCAUGGGGAUCACCUACAUACAAAUUUUCAUAUUAUGUUCAACAUGUUACGAGAUGCUGGUUACUAUGUUGAAACACUCGGUUCACCUUUCACAUGUUUUGAUGCUCAUCAAUAUGGGACACUUCUGCUAGUGGAUCUUGAAGAUGAGUACUUUCAAGAAGAGAUUGAAAAACUGAGAGAUGAUGUUAUUAGUGCUGGAUUGGGGUUGGCUGUGUUUGCUGAAUGGUAUAAUGUGGAUACCAUGGUAAAGAUGAGAUUCUUCGAUGACAAUACACGGAGCUGGUGGACUCCUGUUACUGGAGGUGCAAAUAUUCCAGCACUAAAUGAUCUUUUGGCCCCUUUUGGGAUUGCUUUUGGAGAUAAGAUACUAAAUGGUGAUUUUUCUAUUGAUGGAGAGCAAAGUCGAUAUGCAUCUGGAACUGAUAUUGUAAGGUUUCCAAGAGGUGGGUAUCUGCACAGUUUCCCUUUCCUGGAUAGCUCAGAAAGUGGAGCCACUCAGAAUGUACUGCUGACUUCUGGCAUGACCAAGGCAGACUCUCCAAUUCUUGGCCUUGUAGAGGCGGGUGAAGGUCGUAUUGCAGUUUAUGGGGACUCCAAUUGUCUGGAUAGCAGUCAUAUGGUUACUAAUUGUUACUGGCUUUUGAAGAAACUGUUAGAAUUCACCAGUGGGAAUAUUAGAGACCCUUUGCUCUUUGCAGAUUCUGUGAAACUAGAUACAGGCAUUUACAUAGAUGAUAAUCAAUUACCUUCUCGAAGAACUGAUGUGAAUUUCUCUUCAUAUUCUGCUGUUGUGAAAAAGGAUCUGAUAUGCAAGAGUGACUCCAGAUUUGAAGUGUGGGGAACUAAGGGAUACAAUCUACAUGUUAGGGGAAGGAACAGAAGACUUCCAGGCUAUCCUGUUAUAGAUCUGGGGAGAGGCUUGAAUUUUAGUGUUGACACUUCAAGUUCGAGGCGUCCAAAGUUUACCAAGAAAAGCAAGGGCGACUUGUUGGGAAAUAGUUACUGGAGCAUGCUCUAUGGAGAUGAGCUUGAUGCUCCUAGGCUAGUUGCUAGUCAUUGGCUUGUACCUGCAGCUGUGGCAGUUACUGGCCUUUUAUUACUGUUGAGCAUUUGGCGGAUUCGACAGAGGCGGCGUCGGAGGAGAAGAGGAUCUGGCUCAGGUCGGUUAAGCAAUCUGUAGCUGGAGACUGAUCAUUCCACCUGCUCUGCUCCUGAAAUGUUGUUACAAAAUCUGAGUAUUUUAUAUUGUUACACAUUAGUGAGAGUUAUUGCAGGCACUGUGAUAGGAAUUAGCUUUGUAUUGGGGUAGAGUUGAGUUGUACAUUGCUGUUGGUUCGUUCAGAUGCCUGCAAUGACACAAAUUUUUUGAAGUAACAUCUUGUAAUGCCACAAAUUUUUGAAGAGUGAAGGAAUCAUAGAUCAUUUGGAAACAGCCCUUAGGAACAA
This is a messenger RNA of Jatropha curcas, 3563 nucleotides long. It is a transcript of the gene S1P, whose product is annotated as SITE-1 protease. Gene Ontology annotation, molecular function: serine-type endopeptidase activity. NCBI's taxonomy places the organism in Eukaryota, Viridiplantae, Streptophyta, Magnoliopsida, Malpighiales, Euphorbiaceae. Gene Ontology annotation, biological process: proteolysis. The record is from RefSeq and is a predicted model, not a curated record. Gene Ontology annotation, cellular component: Golgi apparatus.